This is a messenger RNA of Mus musculus (house mouse), 6883 nucleotides long. It is a transcript of the gene Ndst3, whose product is annotated as N-deacetylase/N-sulfotransferase (heparan glucosaminyl) 3. Gene Ontology annotation, biological process: heparan sulfate proteoglycan biosynthetic process; heparin proteoglycan biosynthetic process. Gene Ontology annotation, cellular component: Golgi membrane. NCBI's taxonomy places the organism in Eukaryota, Metazoa, Chordata, Mammalia, Rodentia, Muridae. Bases 2862 to 4238 code for a protein of 458 amino acids. The record is from RefSeq and is a predicted model, not a curated record. The transcript is spliced from 11 exons. Gene Ontology annotation, molecular function: N-acetylglucosamine deacetylase activity; heparan sulfate N-sulfotransferase activity; hydrolase activity.
AAGGGAGAGAUCCUCUUUUAAAUUUUUCAGUAAAGCUUUUUUACUAAAAGGCACAUCAUGUUUUCAUCUUGUAUUAAUAUUUGAUGCAAAGUAUAAUUGUAGUGGUCUUGGUAAAAGUAGAGAAUUCCAGUCGGGAUGAGGCUAAUAUGAGCUGGCAGGCCACCCUCCAGAGUAAGCCAUGAAGCACACUGCAGGAAGGUCACUCGUCACCAAUGAGAGCAAAAUGGCUGAAGUGUAUAAUGUAUUUCAUACAAUGAAUGUCUGGAGGAAGGGGAGAGACAGAAAACUAAGGGACAGAGUGUCAGGCUCAUGUUCAACUUCAGAGACCUGGGAUCCCAUGCCAGUUCCUACAAUGUGGAAUAUGACAAGAAUAUUCUUCUUAACUCACUGUCACCUCAUACCCUACUCCUAGAUCACUCAGACAUAGCCACUACUCCGGUACUCAAGGGGGCCAUCUUCCAGUGCUGACUGUAUAGUUAACAACAGUUUGAGUGUCCCCCCCCCCAAAAUGCCAUGUGCAAUGGUGUGUUGAAGACAAUGGAUCUAACCCAUCAGUCUUAAAACGUAGAAUAUACUGAUUCCAGAUACAACUGGAAUCAGUAUAUUCAUAAUGGAAAUCAUAGGAGGGAGCAAGAAUUAGUAUUUUUCUUACAGUCUGAGUAACUGUAUAAAACAGAGUGGUGUUUACAUACUGGUGUCCCAUAAGUGACUGUUAAAUUGGACCACAACUAGAUAUUCAUUAAGAUAAUGAGUCAAUUUACUGUGAUCUCAAACUGUCUUAUUUUUAAUCAAGAGACAAGCAGCACUGAAAAGACAGUUCAGUACUCAAACACCAAGAGGAAGAGGCAUGCCAUGCCACAUAGGUCAUGUGGGGCAGCCCCGAGUGUGAAGAAGUGCUUUCUCUAUGAUUUCCUUGUGCGAAGCAAGGCAAGCAGUGGGCUAUGAGGUUACACCGGCUUCUUGGGCUUUGGCCCUGGGUGAUUCGAGCAGAACACUGUGCCAAGCACCUGAGCUGUGACCACUGAAGAUAUGGAUGUAGGAGUCCUAGAGUGGUAUGUCACACUGGGUGUGUGCAAGCCCUGGAGUGGUGGGUCACACUGGAAGUGUGCAAGCCCUGGAGUGGUGGGUCACACUGGAAGUGUGCAAGCCCUGGAGUGGUGGGUCACACUGGGAGUGUGUAAGCCCUGGAGUGGUGGAUCACACUGGGAGUGUGCAAGCCCUAGUACUUCACAGAACUCACUUUUGAGAACCCAGCACAUUCCCAAUUCCUGACUACUAGCUACGAUUUGCUGUUUCUUUAUGGGUAGUAAAGGUAUCUACACAUUAAAUCCACAACCUAUUCUAUCAAUGGCUUUAAAAUAUAUUUUUUAAUCUGAAAAAACUCAAACAAUUUAGUGUAUUAAACUUGAUACUUUAUGUAAUCAUCUCUUCAUUAACUUUUAUGUUUUUCUCAUCAUAAAUAUCCUGCAAACGGUUUCUCUUUGCUGAAGUAGAAGCAGAUGAUAUGCACACCUUUGCACUCUAGCCUUAACUAAAGCAGUUUAAACUCUCCUGCCCCUGCUUGUGGGACCCAGAAAAGUCGAUCUCUUGACUUAGGUAAAGGUCAUUUUAAAUUAGUAGUUUCUGGAAAGUACUUUCUGCUUAAACAACUUCCUUAGCAUGAUUUUGUUUAAAAGAUUUAUUUAUUUUAUGUAUGUGAGUACACUGUCGCUGUCUUUAGGCACACCAGAAGAGGGCAUAAGAUCCCAUUUACAGGUGGUUGUGAGCCACCUUGCAGUUGUUGGGAAUUGAACUCAGGACCUCUGAAAAAGCAUUCAGCAAAGAGAAACAACUAAGCCAUCUCUCCAGCCCCCCGGCAUGAUUUUUAUACUUGCUUGUUUAUUUAGUGAGUUUUGUCUUCUCUCUGUUUUAAAACUCUGUUAAUAGCAGAAGUCCACAGUGGUCAGUUACUAUGUAGCUGGAGCAUCUAUCAAGUCACUAAACAUGAUUCCUCCUGCUGAUCUUGUUUCUCAUCAUAAUCCCCACAGCCAUCUCCACCUUCUAUAAGUCAAAGCCGGUUUGGGAAGGCUAAACUCUUCCCUCAGACACACAGCUAAGUCAUAGAUCAGACACUUGAAUCUGAAGUACUCUGACUCUUCAUCACAGUUAUGCAAAUGUUUCCUUUUUUCUAUUACAAUCUUUGGGGAAAAUCAGAUUGCUUUGAGCUCCUGAUCCUAUACCUCUGCCCCAGUAGUGGACUCCCAGUAGCUUCUCACAACUAAAUAGUUGCUCAUCCAAAAGACCUCAGCUUCUACCUUCCUAAAUUAAAACUUUAUCAACUUGUUUAACGAAUUAUGCAUUUCAUGUGUUUUGAACUUAAAAGAUGACACUGUCAGUUUUUUGCCUCCAGAGUUCUUGCGUUUCCAUAGAGAUGACGACAUCAUAGAACAUUAGUGUGGGAGUGUUGAAAACAGGCAGGCAGGGAAGGAUUGGGGAUGAACAGACAAAUUGGAUUAGUGUGGAAGUAAUUAUGGAAGAAAAAUUAAAAGCCAGACUAAGUCAGUAGAAAUAGGAGUAUAAAAAGAGAGCCACGGGACUGUUCCCCCUGUGGAAAGAAUUGAACCUUUUAUUGGAGAGAUGAGCAAGUAUGUUGGAACACCAGGUCAAAACUUACAUCAAGGGAAGAGACACCAACUUUUCUAUCUGUACAUACUAGUUUAUAACAACUACUAAUUUAUCCUUAAAGGUUCUAUAGUCCACCAAUGUAAGAAAACUCACCUCCAUCCUCUACAAUGCCACAAAGCUUCUUCUCAUUUAAAAAUAAUUAUUCAACCAUCAUUAAGUGACAUUCAUCUUAUCAGGAGCACGGCAUCCCUACCGAUAUGGGAUAUGCAGUGUCCCCUCACCAUUCAGGUGUCUACCCUGUCCAUGUUCAGCUUUAUGAGGCCUGGAAGAAGGUUUGGAAUAUUAAAAUCACCAGCACUGAAGAAUAUCCACAUCUGAAACCAGCUAGAUAUCGGAGAGGCUUCAUUCACAAAAACAUCAUGGUUCUCCCAAGACAAACCUGUGGGCUCUUCACCCACACAAUUUUCUACAAGGAGUAUCCAGGGGGUCCCAGGGAACUGGACAAGAGUAUUCAUGGAGGGGAGCUCUUCUUCACUGUGGUUCUCAACCCAAUCAGUAUUUUCAUGACCCAUUUGUCUAACUAUGGAAACGACCGACUGGGAUUAUAUACAUUUGUGAAUCUAGCCAAUUUUGUGCAGACCUGGACCAACCUGCGUCUUCAGACCUUGCCUCCAGCUCAGCUGGCUCACAAGUAUUUUGAGCUCUUUCCUGAUCAGAAAGACCCUCUCUGGCAGAACCCCUGUGAUGACAAACGCCACAGAGACAUUUGGUCUAAAGAGAAAACCUGCGAUCGUUUACCAAAAUUCUUGGUAAUAGGACCCCAGAAAACUGGUACCACUGCCUUGUGUCUGUUCCUGAUUAUGCAUCCUUCCAUCCUUAGUAACUCCCCCAGCCCAAAAUCCUUUGAGGAGGUACAGUUCUUUAAUAGAAAUAACUACCACAGGGGGAUUGAUUGGUACAUGGAUUUCUUCCCAGUCCCAUCUAAUGUCACCACUGACUUUCUGUUUGAGAAGAGUGCUAAUUACUUCCAUUCAGAGGACGCUCCCAAGAGGGCUGCUUCUCUAGUCCCGAAAGCCAAAAUCAUCACCAUACUCAUUGACCCGUCAGACCGAGCGUACUCCUGGUAUCAGCAUCAGCGAUCCCAUGAAGACCCUGCAGCUCUGAAAUUUAGCUUCUAUGAAGUGAUCUCUGCUGGGCCCAAUGCACCCUGGGAACUCCGAACCCUGCAGAAGAGAUGCCUGGUCCCUGGGUGGUAUGCCAACCACAUCGAGAGAUGGCUUGUUUAUUUCCCUCCAUUUCAGUUGCUAAUCAUUGAUGGACAGCAGCUAAGAACUACCCCUGCGACAGUGAUGGAUGAAGUCCAGAAGUUUCUAGGAGUCUCACCUCAUUAUAAUUACUCCGAAGCUUUAACGUUUGAUUCUCAUAAAGGCUUCUGGUGUCAGCUGCUGGAAGAAGGGAAAACAAAAUGCCUUGGGAAGAGUAAAGGAAGAAAAUACCCCCCGAUGGACUCUGAUAGCAGAGCGUUUCUGUCCAGCUACUACCGCGACCACAACGUGGAGCUCUCGAAGCUGCUGCACAGGCUGGGGCAGCCUCUGCCCUCCUGGCUGAGACAGGAGCUGCAGAAAGUGAGGUAGCAUGGAGAAAAGAAGCAGACCUCAUCUAGAGCUCACAGACGACACUACCAAAAAGCUGUGGAACACAUACCUCUGCAUCACAGAAAACGAGCAAGGCUCUUCCAUGUGCUGGCAUGUGGAUGAUUGUGGAGGGUCAGGCAUAAAAUAUAUAUAUAUCUUUAAGAAGCUUCCAGGCCUAUGGCCUUCCUCUUAACCCUUAUCUGAUUUGUGUGGAACAGCAACCAACAUAAAUUUUAAAACAAAACAGAAAACAGAAACACUGACGCAGUCCUGUACCAUUUCAUAGUAAUAUUUACAAUUUUGUAUAUUUCGGCUACAGUUGUUAUUUCUGUAGAUUUCUGGACCACUAUUUGACUGUAAAAAUGUUUUCUGACUCGAUUCUGUGAAGUAGCCUAUAAACAUCACGAUGGAGAAUUACAAGUGUCGGAAAAUGCUGCCAGCAUAGGCCAUGGCUGUGUGAGAGCAGGGUCGGGGAGCAAUCUGUGGACUUUGUCUCCAAACAGGGAAGCAAAGGGGGUGGUUCUCCUUGUACAUAGUCCAGCGAGCUCGUGCUGAUGUAGCUCUGUAUUGUAAACUUGGCAGACAGCAAACAGUAACACAUCCUUACAUCAAAAUACUGAACAUUAAUGGCAGAGUAUUGACUAAAUCCUCUGAGAAAGAGAACUGGUGAACUUCUAAAGAUACGCCAUACAGAUACAUAAAAAUACACUGAGAACUCUUUGCUUUCUGAUGUAAGCUGCCGGUCUAUUCUGGCCACCUCCAGUUGCACCGAAAUGCAUGUGGAGCCUGCAGGAAGUAUUCUCUCUGAGUCAGAGUGACCUUUAAAUUUGCAGAGCAGAGACUGGAGAAAUGGCUCCACAGUGGGGGGCACUGACUCUUCUUCUAGAGGACUCAGGUUUAAAUCCCAGCACCCACAUGGCAGCUCACAACUGCCUGUAUCUCCCAAGAUCUGACACUCUCACAUAGACAAACAUACAGGCAAAACACCAAUGCACAUAAAAUAAAGGUUAAAAAAUUAAUUUAAAGUCCUCAUAAAUGAGCAGAGCAGCUGCUGAACAAACUUAUUAACUGGAAACUAAGGACAGUUCCUUGAGCUGCUUAAAGUACUCAGAUUUAAAUUAUUGCAAAACUGUGUUUUUCCAGGUAAUCCCAAAGCAAACUGUGUAAUAUACAGGCUUGUGGGACAAUGGACUCAUAUACAAAUUUUCAUCUAAUAUAUAAAACGAUGGUUGUGCUUCGAGGUGGAACAAGCAGGUGAAGUACCAUGAUGGAGGAUACCUCGCAUAUUGCCCACAUCUUUGCCCAACAACAGAACAUUGCCAACUGUAUGAACUACCUACGAUAAGAAUCACAGGGAGUACAAAGAUGAGCAUAGCUCAGGAAAUAUAUCUAAUUUAAAUUAGACACGUGAUGAGUGAAGGAUUCGAAACAAGAGUACGGGAGAUCACACUUUCCUGUGUUAGUAUAGACUUAAUCUUGUAUUGUGAUUGACCCAUAUGUAAACAUAAGGAGAAUGUUCCUCGCUGUGACUGCACACAAUUCUAGAAAGUAUUCUAUAAGGUGUGUUUAGAGACACAAUAUGCCACAAAACCAAAGGCCUGAAUACGUCUAUCUGUCAUUUCAGUGCACAAAACGGUACUCUUGCAGCUAUUUGCCAGUUUAAAAAACAAAAACAAAAAAGAAUGAAGCACCCCCACUCGCGCUGCUUAAUUCCUUACAUCCUUAUUCCCACAAUUACCAGUUUCUCUAAAGUUUUUCCAUCUUUUAUGAACUCAAAGAAUACAGUGACUUUUUUUUAAAGCACAUACCGGAAAGAGUUGGCUAAACAACCAAAUUUUAAGAGCCCUGAUUGAGAGGCCAAAUCAAAAUACAGUGAAAGGACUCUUCCCUCCUAACCGCUGCCACUUUGGCAGUGACACCUGCCAUGCCCAGCGGGGAAAUCACCCCUCACAUCCACGUCCAUUAAUUUAAGAAAAUUGGCUCAAGGGGUCAUAAGACCCAGCGCUCCAGCUGUUACAGUCUCACUGGUGACAGUGUGUCAGCUCAGGAAAUAAGCUGACAUACAUCUCCACAUUUGAACCUCUGUAGAUAAAUUGGCUACUGACAUCCUUUAAUGUAGGGAGACAGUGCCUGUAAAAUAAAUGGCAAAAAAUAGCACUUAUAAUGAAUCAGAAAAAAAAGAGAGAGAAACGGUAUUCCGACCUGCUCAUUCCCAAGUCCAUGUCAGAUGCCGUGUAGACCAGCAGCCCUUUCAAAGGGUUUUGACCACUGGGCGUGUCAAAGAGGCAGCUCCCAAUUCAGGAGGGCAACCACACAUCUCACACUGUGAGCUCCAGCUGGCCAUUAUGCUACCCUGAAAUCGACAGAAGUCCAGGAGAAAAGAAUGGGAGAGAACAUGAUUCCAAACUAGCUUUGUAUAGAAUUCCCUUUUUCCUGACUUAUAAUACGGGGCUUCCUCAGGAAGAAAUGAAAUGGUUAUUUCAAUGUUUAUAGCUAUAAUAUUCUUGUCAUUCACAUUGAAUGAAAACUACUGGGAACAUUUUUUUCUCUGGGUUUUUUAAAAGGAAAACAAAAAACCCCUCUAUAUAAUUCUAAAAGUGGCAUGAUACCUCAUAUGUAUAACAAUAAACUGGUAAGAAAAUAGA